This is a messenger RNA of Onychostoma macrolepis, 2154 nucleotides long. RefSeq names its product tumor necrosis factor receptor superfamily member 14-like. The record is from RefSeq and is a predicted model, not a curated record. Gene Ontology annotation, cellular component: external side of plasma membrane. Bases 172 to 837 code for a protein of 221 amino acids. The transcript is spliced from 8 exons. NCBI's taxonomy places the organism in Eukaryota, Metazoa, Chordata, Actinopteri, Cypriniformes, Cyprinidae. Gene Ontology annotation, molecular function: protein binding. Gene Ontology annotation, biological process: defense response to Gram-negative bacterium; defense response to Gram-positive bacterium; negative regulation of alpha-beta T cell proliferation.
UUUGAGCUACAGGAAAGCCUCUCAGUGGACAGGAAUGCCGAGUACUGGAUCUAAUUCAUUAUUUAAUGUGAAGUUGUGAAGAAAAGAAAUCGAUUCAUGAAAUCUGAGGAAGAAACAUUUUUAUUUACUUUCAAAUGGACUGAAUAAUCCUCGCUUGCACUUUAUUUGGACAUGUUGUUGUUAAGGACCUUUAUAUCCACUGUUGCUAUCACCAUUGCUGCUAAUUUGGGACUAUGUUUCUGUGGAUGUGCCCGUGCUGAAUAUGAGAUCGAUGGAGAAUGUUGCCCCAUGUGUGCCCCCGGAACAACAUGUGUUCCUUGUCCUGCAUCAACAUACACAGAUGAACCCAACAGCCGUAUAUCAUGUUUUCCCUGCACUGUGUGUGAUCCAGUCUAUCGACUAAAAGUGCGCAAGGACUGCACGCACUCUGCAGAUACUACUUGUGAGCCACAGGAAGGAUUCCAUUGUAUUAAACUAAAUAAAGACUCUUGUGCAUUAGCAGUGGAGCACUCCGCAUGUAACCCUGGACAAUAUAUUAAACAAACAGGAAGAGCAUUUAGUGAUACCGUAUGUGCUGACUGCACUGAUGGAACUUAUUCAGAUGGCUCUCUAAUGGCCUGCCUGCCACAUUCAAAAUGUGAGACUAUGGGACUUACAGAAGUAAAAGCAGGAACAACAUCCUCUGAUGCUGAAUGUGAGAAAGUGAUUUCACUUGGUGUCAUAGCUGGAGUUAUUAUAGCUGUAACUGUGGCAUCAUUACUAGCAUACAUUAUAUACAGAAAAGCAUGGGGCUCUAACGAACGUGUCUACAUACAACAAGCAACUGACGAUCCAUAAUCAAAGUGGCACGGUUUGGACCGACAGUAUUAACAGCUCAACCGUCACGGAAUGGAACGCACAGGAUUGUGGGAUAUCAAAGGCAGCGAAGGAUACAUCUAUGCUGCCUUCAAAAUUCAAUCAGAAGAAGGUACCUCAGGAGACAAGAAGUGAAGCAGAAUUUGGAUUCGGACGUGCCUUGAUGCCUUCCUGCCUUGGAAUGCUUUCGGACGCAGCCGAUGUUUCCCCAUUCAAAGAGAUCGGAGCUGUGCUUGCAUUGCAUUUCAAAGAUGGCCGCCGACUGACAUGACUUGUCUUAAAGAGACUUUGGGUGUAACUUACUGAAGCUGAAGGUAAAAACAUCCAAAAUGGCCGUUUAAAAACAAGGACAAAUGGUGCGGUUUUUGUAAGAUAUUGAAGGAGUGGAUGCCGAGCUGCCAUAUCCUUCAUAUUGAUAUUAAUUAUAUUAUUAUAUUAUUUCUUGUUUGACUAUUAAUCAAGCUAUGGCAAGAGUGAAAUGUGUAACCUUAUGUGCGCUUAUGAGAUAUUAAAGAAUCCUGCUUUAUGCUGUACGUCUACUCUCUAAAAUGAUGACUUCAUAGUGUGUGUGUAACGAAGGCAAGGAGGCCUUGAAGUUCUGAUAAGUGCUCUGUGUGUAUGUAUGUGUGCUCGUAGCUCUCUACCAGUGUGUUAGAAGACUGUCUCUGUCAGCUACCGCCAUCCUGACCAAAAAUAGGUGUCCGGAAGACACCUAUCUUGUAUGAUCCCUGAUCGCUGACGUCUGCCCAAUCAGAUGGAGAUAUGCUUGAAGCAUUUACGUCCAUAUGUGGAGAUUGUCUAAGUUUAUCUAGGUUUUAGAACCUAUCAGAAUUUUGAUGACUUAUGCAUUGACGCAAUUAGCAACCUCUGUUAGGGUAUAACUGCUGGUGUUUUUGAAUUGUACGCAGAGCGGCCUACGAACUCGAAUGUGAGUCUUGAAGCUGACUUCUGCUGAUGAAACUGCAAACUAUCUUCAGUAAAUUUUCUUCAUUUUUGAUCGAAUCUCUUGACUUCUGGUCUUCAUUCAACACACUUGGUCCAAGGGUCUUUACUGUAAAUUCCCCUACAAUAUGUUUACAAGAUAUGUAAUGACAUUUUUCCCCUCGUGUGCACGCGCAUGAUGUCAGUUCACUAGAUACUGACUUUUUGUUUACUGUUCAGAGACAGUAGUUUCCCGCACAAUGAACACCACGACAGGAGCAAACUGCGGCGCAUUUAAAUGAUUGCAUAUUGAUUCGGCCAUAAGUGCGUUAGAAAGAGAAAACAGUUUGGAAAUGUUUACAUAGAUUGUAUUUUUAG